AUGACGGCAAAUGAGGAAUCAUGGGACCUCGACACCGAUGAGAUCCGCUCAGUCGACUCGGAAGAGCUUUAUGAGACCAGGCCCAACCGUUGGAGAGGCCAAAAGUCGACAUGGCAGACCUAUACGCAGGAGGAGCGGCUACUGCACCGGUCCAUGGAACAGCUUCGGAACCGAGACUUGUCGGUGCAUCUCUACAACGCGUUUGCGCUGAAGCACCGUCCCGUGCGACCGUCGGCAACGGCAGAGCCCGCCGACGCAGAGGUGAGCAGCAGCGGCAGCACCGCCAUUCAGCAAGACACAACACGGCUAUCCCGAGUGACUGACACUGCAAUCCAGGACGUCGAGAAACCGCUGCAAGAAGUCGUCGACAGCGGCGAGUGGCGUCCGCCGAAUCUUUGGACGGCGUGGCCCAUGAACCACAGGAAUGUGCCAGGCGACGAUUUCCUGAAGGAGACCCACGACGAGGACGACGUCUUCACCUUCCGCUCCAAGAAGGAGCUACUGCCAAGCACGCCUCUGGAAGAGGAGCUCACGGCCACGAUCCUGCGCCAGGCGAAGGAGCGUUUCCGCCGCCGCCAACGGAAAUACUACGAGAAGAAUGCCACCAGAGCCCGCGACGAGUCCGCCUACGAAACAACGGGGGCGUCUUCGGCGGCGGCUCACUCGGCCAUUUCAUCCGACGACAACGAUGAUGAUAUUCCAUCGAACGAAGAAGAUGCCAAAGAACAGCCCGACGAAAGGGCCGGAAAGGCCGAAAAGCCCAAGCGCUCCAAGACCUACGAGGCGGCAGUGUCCGCCAACGACGACCUCUCGGCAAACCUCCUCCGCCCAUCUGUUCGUCACAUUCUCUCCACGCUCGACAACACACUCACCGCGCUCCACAAUUCCCGCGUUGCCGGCCUCAGCUACAUGACCGACUCCUCCGCCUCGGCCACCGACGGCGAGGCGUCCGAAGCCUCGGACGCAGGCAGUGUCUCGUCCGCCGUGUCGCGCGCCUCGUCGGCCACGAGACGCAAGAGGAAAGGCGCCCCGCGCAGCAGGGCCCCGCGGACGCCCGAGCCGGAGCGGAAGACCACAGAGAGGCGGGGCCGGCCAAGGAAGGCGCAGCUCCCGCUGCCGGGGGAGACGGAGAAGGAGAUGAAGAUCCGGAUCGCGAGGGAGCAGAAGAAGCGCAUCCCGUUCUCGUCAGACGAGGAGGAUAACGCCGAUCAAGUCGAGGAGGAGGGGAAGAUGAAGAAGGGUGCCAAGGAGGCGGCGGAGAUGUCGGAGACGUCGAGGUCGCCGCGCAAAAAGCAGGAUCUGCCGCCCGAGGCCCGCCUCGAAAUCAGGACCAAGACCCGAGAGGCGAUCCUUGGGGGCUGGGGGCUAAGAGACUGGAGCGACGUCAUCGGCGCGGCUUCCCUGGCGGGUUUCAAGCCCGAAGUCGUCGCCCGGGCGGCGCAGCGGUGCGCAGACCUGUUCGGCGAGGGGAUGGAGAUGCACACGCUCCUCGAGGGCCCGGCAUCUAAGGGACCGAAACCUCAGAGGAAGCGGUACCUCCCCGGCGACCGCCACAACCGCCGCGCCUCCUCGUCCGUCUCCGGCUCCGAUUCCGAGGUCAAUCGGCCGGUGGUACGACGACGUGUCCUUUCAAGACAGGGCAGCCUCGCGCGGGACAGCGUGCCGCCGAGUGACUCCGACGUUACCGGCGCCGCUCGCGGACGGAGCUCUCGCGCGCCGAGUCGGGCCCGCAGCGCGUCCCGCAGCUCUUCCGUCGGGCUCUUCUUCUGUCCCGUGGCCGGGUGCCCGCGUUCGGCGGAAGGGUUCGCGAGGAGGGCGAACCUGUUGCGGCACGUGGCGAGUAUCCAUCCCGGGCAGGCCGUGGAGGCGGGCGACGUGGAGAGCGAAGACGAGAUGGACGGCGCGGUGCACGUCGACGGGUUCCUGAAGUCCAUCCGGGCCAGGAAGGGCUGGAGGGCCGAGGAUACGGGGACGAGGAAGCGCAAAAGACAUUAUCGCGGGCGGAGGGUGGAGGAGAGCGGUGCGAGUGAAGGGAGCGGUGUCGGGGAGGAGUCAGUGUGGGAUUCCACAUGA
Colletotrichum higginsianum IMI 349063 is the source of this 2073-nucleotide messenger RNA. RefSeq names its product RNA polymerase I specific transcription initiation factor. Bases 1 to 2073 code for a protein of 690 amino acids. The record is from RefSeq and is a predicted model, not a curated record. NCBI's taxonomy places the organism in Eukaryota, Fungi, Ascomycota, Sordariomycetes, Glomerellales, Glomerellaceae. The transcript has a single exon.